AUAAUAUGCCUAGCAGGAAGCGUAUAUUUCUUGCUUGAACCAAUGGUACUCAGUGUUCUGUACAUUUGGUGUCAGAUGAAUAGGGAUCAAAUUGUGCAGUUUUGGUUUGGGACACAAUUCAAAGCAAUGUAUUUGCCCUGGAUACUGGUCGGUUUCAAUAUGAUUUUACGCGGUGGCGGCAUGAAUGAACUGAUCGGAAUCCUUGUCGGCCAUACCUAUUAUUUCUUGAUGUUCAAAUAUCCACAAGAUUUUGGCGGACGUCAGUUUCUUCGCACACCACAAAUCUUGUAA
Messenger RNA from Gongylonema pulchrum, 291 nucleotides. NCBI's taxonomy places the organism in Eukaryota, Metazoa, Nematoda, Chromadorea, Rhabditida, Gongylonematidae. The record is from the annotation of a GenBank genome assembly.